Messenger RNA from Amphibalanus amphitrite, 4734 nucleotides. RefSeq lists its product as uncharacterized. NCBI's taxonomy places the organism in Eukaryota, Metazoa, Arthropoda, Thecostraca, Balanomorpha, Balanidae. Gene Ontology annotation, cellular component: cytoplasm. The coding region runs from base 704 to 2485 and encodes 593 amino acids. The transcript is spliced from 7 exons. Gene Ontology annotation, biological process: protein transport. The record is from RefSeq and is a predicted model, not a curated record.
AUGGUAUUCAUGGUUACCUACACGGCACGGCCUAACCUACGUCGUUCGACCCACGUACCGGGGAACGUCCGGGCGGCACCUGCGCUCCGGCCGCCUGCCGUGCGGACUCUGCCUGACCUUGUGACCGGCGCCGUCUCACCUGCCGCGGUCGGCGGGCCGCGCAGGCGCAGUAGGGACUGCUCGGACCGGUCCGGCGGGCCGCGGACCCCGGCGGACCCCGCUGGACCGGGCGGCAGGGCACGCCGGGCCGGCAUACGCGGCGUCCGGCCGGCCGGCGGCGGGACAGGCGGGACAGUCGGGGCCGGUAUCGCCGGCCAUCAGGUGGUGUUUGGGGCCGGUGGGGUGCCGGCUGAGUGUCCAGUGCAUUUGUUAGCAAACUGCAGUGCUGUGAGGCCGAAGCCCGCUCCCCCAAUAGGCGGAGGUCAGGGAAAGCAGGCGCCCAGAAUCCGCCCGGUAUUCGUCUGUUGACUGUCAGCUGAAGAGCCCAGUGGACGGCGGUCGGCGGUCGGUGGACAGCAGUGGACGGCGGUCGGCGGACGGCGGUCGGCGGACGGCGGUCGGCGGACGGUGGACAGCAGUGGACAGCUACAGCGGACGGCGGACGGCGGUCGGCGGACGGCGGUCGGCGGACGGCGGUCGGCGGACGGCGGUCGGCGGACGGUGGUCGGUGUGCAGCAGUGGACAGCUGCAGCGGACUCUGACGAUGGGGAUCUCUGGGACGUCCAUCGUGCUGAAGCCGAGCGGCCGCGGCCCGGACUCGUUCAUGCCCGGGGACGCGGUGCGCGGAGCUGUGGUGGUCUCCAUCACGGGCAGCGCCGGCUGCAAACUGACCGAGGUAACGCUGACGGUGAAGGGCCAGGCGCGGACCCACUGGACCACCCACAACGGCACCUGGUCGUCCAAACACGCCCAGAAGGAGACCUUUCUCAAACUGGUACUGCCCGUGCUGCGAGUGAAGAAGGGCGCCGUGGCCACGCUGCCACCUGGCGAGAACCAGCUCAACUUCAGCUUCACGCUGCCGGCGGGCCUGCCGCACUCGCGGCUGUAUGAGCACGGCGAGGUGGCCUACAAGAUGGUGGCGCGCGCAGUCUCCGGCCCGCUGGGUAGUGCCUGGAAUGGCACCAACAAGCUGGAGAUCACCAUGCUGCAGCGCCGAGACCUGAACGCCCUCCCGCACCUCGCCCGUCGACUGGUGGUGGAGCGGAAGGCCAAGAGCAGCACCUCGCGUCGCGAGGACCCCGGACAGUUCACUGUCAUGCUGCCGCGACAAGGAUUCGUGGCCGGAGAGACCAUCGACGUGUACCUAGACGGCUCGGACGACGUGCUCAGCGCCCUGGCGCGCAACGAGGGACUCGUCAAACUGAAGAGGUGCGAGGAGUUUCGCGCCGGCUCCAGCACGGAGUACCAUAAGCCGGUGCUCACUCAGAAGCGGCUCGGCCUGGAUCCCUCCGAGUGGCGCCAUUUCCAGCUGACCGUGCCGCGAGACGACAUCGGUAUCGACCCGGCCGUCUGCCGCAUCAUCGCCGCAUCACACUACAUCAAGAUCUGGGACGUCCACCUGCCGCUGACCCUGGGAACCAUCGCGUUCGGCAAGCGCUCCUCGUCUCGGCCGCCGUCGCGCUCACCGUCCGGGGCGCGGCUGGCGUCCUCUCAGAACUCGUCGCGCGCGCCGUCCCGCUCGCCGUCCGGCGUGGCCCUCUGCCAGACGCCGUCCCGGACCAACUCCGGCGCCGACCUCAGCCAGCUGCCCUUCAAGGUGCUCGCCGGACUGGCCCUGUUCCAGAACUCACCCCGGCCGCCCUCGAGGUCGCCGUCCGGGGUGGGCCUAUGUCAUAUCUCGCCCAAGGCGCCCUCGAGGUCGGCGUCCGGGGUGGGCCUAUGUCAUAUCUCGCCCAAGGCGCCCUCAAGGUCACACUCUGGUGUAGCUUUAUCUCAGACCUCACGGAACACACCCUCAAGAACACCGUCUGGUGUGGCAUUAUAUCAAACCUCACCGAAAACACCCUCAAGAACACCAUCUAAGACAGGUCUGUGCCACACACCCUCCAGGGCCCGGGACGCCGAGAUCCAGUCAGCUCGCCCCCACUCCAGAACAGCCUCUGACUCAUCGGACGAACAUCUGCAGUUCCUGGCACCCGCCAGGCGGACACCGGAACCUGAGGAGGCUGAACAGCAAGAGGUGGGCGCUCGGACUCAGAAGCCUGAGCUGCACGAACUAAUCACAGCGCUGCCUCCGGUCCCGAGGAAUGAACCGCAGGAGCUGGGCACACCGCUACCGACCCCACAGAAGGCGGAGCUGAGAACCUUGCUGCCGACAACGCCACAGAAGGCUAAACCGCAGGAGCUGGGCACACCGCUGCCGACUCCACAGAAGGCUGAACCACAGGGGCUGAGUACUUUGCUGCCGACGACGCCACAGAAGGCUGAACCGCAGGAGCUGGGCACAGCGCUGCCGACCGCGCCGUGUAAAGUCACGGACGUGUAGCGUCCGGCGGAGAGUGCAAGUACAGUCAGCGCUGUCCCGUGUAGCGUCCGGCGGAGAUACAGUUAAUGCUGACCCGGCGUAUAACGUCCGGCGAAACUCACAGUUGGUUCAGCUCCCGCCCCUGCGCCGGUAGGCCGACCGGAGGAAUAGUGCCAUAGCUGCGACGCUGCCGGGCUGAGAGGGGCGUCCAUCGCGACGGGAGCUACGGUCGUGACGAGGACUCAGCCGCUCGUAUUGGGGCGAGGGGUGGUCGGUGGCUCGCUAUUGAUGGACACCACUUACAGCUUACCCCGCUUCCCCUAGUGUGGCAUGUUAAAGGUAGACUGCCACCUUUUUUCCACAAAACGGUUUUCACUAGAGCUGAGCCACCUAUGUCCCAGACUGAAGUCGGUUUUCCGAAAUUCGAACCCGUUUGCGAGAAAUCGGAGACCAAAGUUCAGUUUGAUGCCAUUUUUUUAGUCCAAGAAAACCGACAUCUCUACUGUUUAUCGAUAACUUUGAAACAUGAAUUUUCUUAUCUUUUGGUAAAUAUAUGUCAAAACUUUGAUUGUUUCGAGAUCAGAGAAGAAUUUUAGAGUGUCAAAAUAAAAGUUUAACUUAUAUAUUCAGUAGUUCAUUUUUUCCAAAAAAGUGUGGGAAAUGGGGUUUAACAUGGGCCAGACCCAUUCCAAAUGAGCCAUUAUUUUUAAAUGUUUUACGAACUUAAAUGCAAAAUAAAUUAAACAUGGCCAAUUUCUUAUGAAAUCAUAUAUUAGUAAAUCAUAAAAUACCUUACUUUUUCAAAUAAAAUGUAAUAAUCUUAUGACCUUGAAGUCUAGUGAUGUGUAAACAUUGUCGCUAGACAUUCACCGAUUGAUAAUUGUAUGAUAAUCGACAAUUUUUUCGCGAUUCACGUGAUGAUACUUUGUCAGGUGAAUUCUAAAAUUUUGUUUUGUCCAGGCAACAAAUCAUAGGCCUAUCUGAGAAAACUUUUUGAAGGUGGCAGUCUUCCUUUAAUAAUUGCGUAGUGCAUAACUGUUAAUGAAGACGCUAACAUGUGUAUUGCUGUAAACGCUCUCUCUUAGCUCUCCCCGGCCGAGGGAGACUUGAUUUAAGUGGCCUGACUAACAUUUACGGAGACGAUGUUCUGGUGCGGUUUUAUGCGUAACUCUUUCCAUUUUGGGCUGUGAAAACGCAUACUCCGUCGGUGGCACACGGCAAAUAAUAUAAUUAAUUUCUUAGCAGCUCACAUUAUCGAAUUUUGUACACACUAGACGGUGUGUGAACUCGCAAUGAUAUUACACUAAGUGACCGAGUCGAUAUUUGUCGAGGCGGGGGCCGCUCCGCUACCAAUCAGUUGUAGUGAAUGCCUAACAUAAAAGUAUUUAGCCAUUUGUGACGUCAACUAACCAUGUGUUGGACCAUCGAGCCUCCAGCGUGAUCACCAGCCCUCAGCCGGCGCUGGACUGCGUCAGAGGUGCACACCGCUCAUUAUUCUUCGUCUGCGAGACGCGCAGUGGCUACUCUGCUGUUGUGAUACACAUGAUACUCACCUGCUGGCGCGGACUGGGCGCUGGAGGAGGGGCAGAGCCCUCCGCCGUCCAGUUGUACUCGCACCUGGCAGAGGAAGUGUGCUGUGUACUGCAUUCCGCCGUUUAUUAGCUCAUGAAGUGUAUGAGCGACCGAUGUCGGCUGUUGCUCCGUCUAUCCGUCCGUCCGUCCGUCCGUCCAUCCGUCCGUCGGUCCGUCCGUUCGUCCGUCCGUCCGUCCGUCCGUCCAUCCAUCCAUCCGUCGGUCCGUCAGCCCGUUCGUCCGUUCGCUGCUUUCUGACCCUUGCAGCACGAGUGCUCUACUCUCAUGUGUGCUGCGUCGAAAUGUUUGGUUGUGUCUGUAUGUUUCUGUCAAGAUUCCUAUAGAUAGGUUUCUGUGUGACUUGCUGUGUCGGUAUGGUCGACUUUAUGACUCGCCGUGUCCCUAUGGUUGACUUUGUCUUUGUGCCAAAUGCUCCCGGCGGUCCAAAACCAACGGCACACGACCCGAUGGCGACAUCCUUGGGAAGUGCUCCGGGAAAAGUGCCAAACUUGCAGCAGCCGUGAACUAAAUGUAUGCCAUAUAAAUGUGUAAAAUAUGCGAAAUCGGUUUGAUUUGGGUUGCGGAAUGCCGUAUAUCCAGUCCAGCAUUAUCUGCACUUUAGACGUUCAUCUCUGUGGCUGCAUUUGCAAUAUAUCAUAGUCAAUGGAUGCGUCACUGGGCUGAAUAAAUGCAGUUGG